Molecule: messenger RNA, 834 nt
Organism: Acromyrmex echinatior (Panamanian leafcutter ant)
Lineage: Eukaryota; Metazoa; Arthropoda; Insecta; Hymenoptera; Formicidae
Molecular function (GO): serine-type endopeptidase inhibitor activity
Source: RefSeq, a predicted model, not a curated record
AAAAUGCGUCCCGUUAAAGUAAAGUCUAAAGUUUCGUUGUGCUCGUUGGAAGUCGUGUUUUAAUCAUGAUGUAUAAUUGUCGCUAUUCCAGAUAAGCCAGUUCAAAAAUUACUUGAUGUAAUGAAAAUGCGCGAUGAUUUCUAUAACAGUAGCCUUAUCUGUUUCAUUAUGUGGAUAUCGUUGACUUGUCUGUUGUUUGUCCUCUCAACAACGAUCAUCGCCAAUAAGUAAUAGCAACCGGCUAAAAAAUUACUUGAUUCGAUGAAGACACACUGUGAUUCCUACAACAAUGGGCUUUCCUGCAUCGUUAUGUGGACGUCGUUGACGUGUCUACUGUUCAUCUUUUCGCUAUUAACAACGAUUACUGCUAAGCCGACCAUCAAUGAGAUUGGUACCAAAGUGAUCAGCAAGGAUGCCAUCAACGUAAUGUGCCCACCAAUCAUAUGUACCUUAUACUGCCCAUGGGGAUUCGAGAUUGAUCUGAUCACCUUCUGUCCUAUAUGCUCGUGCUGGAUCCCCCGUUUCUGCGCCAUUUUCUGUCCGGAAAGCCAAAUCUGCGAGCCAGAAUUCUUGCCAUGUCUUAUACCGCCAUGUCCUAUAAUAGGUAUCACAUGUAUGAACGUCACGUCUUCAUCAAUAGUCUGAUCUGCAUGCUGAUCUGAAUUCUUGUAUCAUCGAUUUGCCACUAUUUCUUUGCAAUAUGCCAAGUAAAUUAAUUUGUCCGCGGAUGUACAGCUGCCUAGUGUAGAGUACCUCUAAUAAAAGUUAGAACACCUUACUAAUUUAUUUGUGUACAGCUUUAAACAGAAUAAAGAAAAUCAAUCAUUUACUUUA